Messenger RNA from Teleopsis dalmanni, 1587 nucleotides. RefSeq lists its product as uncharacterized. NCBI's taxonomy places the organism in Eukaryota, Metazoa, Arthropoda, Insecta, Diptera, Diopsidae. The record is from RefSeq and is a predicted model, not a curated record. The coding region runs from base 336 to 791 and encodes 151 amino acids. The transcript is spliced from 4 exons.
UUCGGAAAGAUUAAUUAAUUAUCAUAAAAUAAAAACAUUUCUGUUAGUGAAAAAAUGGUUAAUUCUUUGUGGUUAAAAAAAUUAAAAUCAUAAUUGAUAAUUACUGUUUCAAUUUUAUUCAAGAAAACUGCAUUUCACAUUUGCAAUGUUAUUGAUUAGAAGAAAUAAUGAUUACUACAAAGCCUUCCCGAAUUUACUGCAUAAAAUUACUGAGUGUAACUGUGAUGUCGGGUGCAAUAAAUAAAGCGUACUAAACAGUCACAUAUACUGCUUUUAAUAGAUAUAUUAAACAGGUCGUGCUUUCGAAUGAGUUUGUAAAGUUCUUAAAUAUUCUAAUGGAAACUCAAGAAGAGGUUCAGCUCAGCGAUGAACCUGAUGCAUACUUCGAACAUCAAAUUUUUUAUCAACCAAUACAACAAAAUAGUAUCGAUAAUAGUAAAUAUGAUGAUUACAAUUCUAAAAAAGCUGCGAAAAUAGAAAAUAAUAUUAAAACUAAAGAAGUCAUCUCUUCAAGUGAGAAGCAAUAUCCUCACCAUAUAGGAUUAAAACCAACAAAACUUUCUUGCAAAACAGUAGGACUUAAAAGAGUAUCAUUUGGUUCAUCUAAAGGUUCUAUGGUAGAAACUUUAGUUUUUGAAACACCAACACCGUUAUCUGAACAUAGCGAGAUGCAGUUUGGUUUUGGUGAUAGUUUUAAAUGUAAGACGUCCUUUUCUUGUGGCGUUAAUCCCGAAAUAAAAAUGACCAACAGUGGAAUAGACACUCCAGAAGAAUAUCAUCCGCAUCGCUAAGAUAGAAAAGGUGCAAUUGGCAUGGCUUCUGAGGUUAAAAGGUGUACAAGUAAUUAUAUUCCUUGAAAUUUUAAUGACAGCAUGGAGCAUAAAAGCACACGGUACUAAUGAACUUAAACAAAAGCAUACCAGGAGCACAAUACAUCCAUUAUUCCUUCAACAUCCUUCAGCACGUCCUUCAACAUCAACUCCAAAUGUUUUACCCUUGCUCCGAAUGUUAUCUGCGCCUGCACCACAUCAGAAACUCCGCCAUGUAAAUUAAGCUGUCUAGUUGUAUUUAAUGAUGACAGAAGUUUCCUCCAGACAUUACUUAGAAAUACUGAUGUCGAUCUAAGUGGAUGUAAUUGCCAACUUGUGGUUAAAACUAACGCAAAUGUGUAAAGGACGAAGUUCAAUAAUUGCUUACUGGUGUCUUAUGUGUUCUUUUAUUUAUCCGUUCAAAGUUAAAUGAAUACAAGUGGUUACAGUGAUUUUGUUACAUAAAAAGGUCACCAACUUUCAAACUAUUUGUAAAUUUUGUUUGGAUUAUACUGACUUUUUUUUAAAAAAUGUCAUAAAAAAUGAAAAUACAUAUAUACAAAUGUGAUAGUUUUUAUUAUAUGUCAUUAACACGUACUGCCACACCGUAUUGCUUUAUCAAACUAUCGCAGCAAAAAUUAACAAAAAAUUGAACAAGCGCAGCGGUCGUGUGUUUUGUGUGAUGUGCAUAAUAUUUAAAUAUUAAACCAUAUUGUGUUCACAAAAAACUAUAUACUAACUCAAAUAAAAUAUUUAAAAUUGCUAUAAAUUUUUUUCA